AUGUGUGGUAUUUUAGGUAUCGUACGUGCCGAUGAGCAAGCCAACGUUGCAAAUGAGUUAUUUGAAGGUGCUAUGUUUUUACAGCAUAGAGGACAAGAUGCAGCUGGUAUCGUUACAUGCGGAUCUAGAGGUAGAUUCUAUCAGUGUAAAGGAAACGGGAUGGCCAGAGACGUUUUCACACAACAAAGAAUGAAUAACUUGGUUGGUAACAUGGGUAUUACGCAUUUGCGUUAUCCAACUGCAGGUUCUAGUGCUGGUAGCGAGGCCCAACCAUUCUAUGUGAACUCGCCAUAUGGUAUCUGUAUUAGUCAUAAUGGUAAUUUGGUGAACUCGAUUGAAUUGAGAAAUUACCUUGAUGAAAAGGUACACCGUCAUAUAAACACUGAUUCUGAUUCCGAAUUGCUUAUCAAUAUCUUUGCAGCGGAAUUAGAGAAAUUUAACAAGUCGAGAGUGAACAACCAGGAUUUGUUUUUGGCGUUGAAGGGAACAAUGGAAUUCAUCAGAGGAGCCUAUGCAUGUGUAGCCAUGUUGGCAGGUUAUGGUAUUAUUGGUUUCCGUGAUCCCAACGGUAUCAGACCAUUAUUGUUUGGUGAAAGAUUGAAUUCGAACGGCACGAUCGAUUACAUGUUAGCAUCCGAAUCGGUUGUGUUAAAAGCACAAGGUUUCGAUAAAUUUAGAGAUAUUAAACCCGGUGAAGCUGUUAUUAUCCCAAAAGGUAACAACCGUGGUAAUAAGCCUGAGUUCCGUCAAGUUGUCGAGCCAAAACAAUUUGCACCAGAUAUUUUUGAAUAUGUUUACUUUGCCAGACCUGACUCGGUUUUGGAUGGUGUUUCUGUUUAUAGAACGAGAAUUGACAUGGGUAACAAGUUGGCCGAAAAUAUCACCAGAUCAUUCUCAGGCCAAGAUAUUCUUAACGAAAUCGACGUUGUGAUUCCUGUACCAGACACUUCGCGUACUUCGGCCUUGCAAUGUGCCGUGUCGUUGAAACUUCCUUACAGAGAAGGAUUCGUUAAGAACAGAUACGUUGGCCGUACGUUCAUCAUGCCAGACCAACAAGAAAGAAGAUCGUCGGUGAGAAGAAAGUUGAAUGCGAUGGAAUCCGAGUUUAAAGGACGCAGUGUGUUACUUGUUGACGACUCGAUCGUCAGAGGUACCACCUCGAAGGAAAUCGUAGCGAUGGCCAGAGAGGCCGGUGCUAAAAGAGUGUUCUUUGCUUCGUGUGCGCCACCAAUCAGAUUCAACCACAUAUACGGGAUCGAUUUGGCGGACACCAAAGCGUUGAUUGGGUUCAAUAGAAACGAGCAGGAGAUUGCCGAGGCUAUCGGUGCCGAUAGGGUAUUCUACCAGGACUUGCAGGACUUGAUCGACUGUUGUAAACAAAAAGGCAUCGAUAAUUUCGAAGUUGGUGUUUUCACCGGAUCGUAUAUCACCGGGGUCGAAGACAACUACUUACAGGAAUUGGAAAAGAUUAGAGCCCAAAACCAGAGAUUGAGACAACACGACGCCAACGGCAACGUCGAAGUGUGCGAUGUCGACGUCAAGGCGGAUGUAGACAUCAGUAUCUACAACGGAGGUGAUUACCAAUGA
This is a messenger RNA of Debaryomyces hansenii CBS767, 1587 nucleotides long. RefSeq names its product amidophosphoribosyltransferase (gene ADE4). The coding region runs from base 1 to 1587 and encodes 528 amino acids. Lineage: Eukaryota; Fungi; Ascomycota; Pichiomycetes; Serinales; Debaryomycetaceae. Gene Ontology annotation, biological process: purine nucleobase biosynthetic process; purine nucleotide biosynthetic process. Gene Ontology annotation, molecular function: amidophosphoribosyltransferase activity. The transcript has a single exon. Gene Ontology annotation, cellular component: cytoplasm. The record is from RefSeq and is a predicted model, not a curated record.